AGGGAGAGCAGGCAGGUGAGUGGGUGAUGGAGGAGUGGCAAGGAAUGGGCGAGAUGGGUGCGAAGGGAGAGAAGGAUGCCAGCCACAACAUCAAUAACAACUAAGAAGGCAAGCAGGGAAUGGGAGAAAUAGGAGAGAAGGGUGAGAAGGUGGAAUACAGUGACAACAAUAACAAUAACGAUGGCGGCGAGCAGGAAUCGAAGCAGGGCGAGAAGGAUGAUAACAAUAACAUCGACAAUAACGAUAACAACAACAACAACAACGGUAGAGACAACAACUUCAACAACAACAACAACAACAACAACAACAACAACAACAACAACAACAACAACGAUGGAGACAUCAACAUCACCAACAAUGACAACAACAUCGUUACCAACACCAACAACAACGAUGAUGAAGAUGGGGGCGGCGACCAUGGCAGAGAAAACAACGAUGGCGAUAACUACAUCAAUAACAACAACAACAACAACAACAGCAACAGCAACAGCAACAACAACAACAACAACAACAACAACAACAUCAACAACAACGAUGACGAAGAUGGUGGCGGCGAUCAUGGCAGCAUCGGGGCAGGGAGUGAAGAGGGGAGUGGCGACCAUGGCAGAAGAAGGGCAUGGAGUGGUCUUCCCACAUCCAUGAUUGCCAUCAACACGGAGGGAGAGAACAACGAUGGUGACAAUGAUAUCAACAACAACAACAACAACAACAACAACGACGAAGAAGACGGCGGCGGCAAUCAUGGCAGAAGCAGCGGGGUAGGGAGUGGUGCUUGCGCAUCCAUGUUCGCUACCAGCGCGGUGACCAGCGCCGAGAUCGGCUGCAAAAAUAGGUCUACUAUCCUCUCCCCCCCCAACCUUGAUAUGGAGUUGAACGCUUCUGCUCGGCACAGGGGAGGAGUAGGAUAGAUGAUGGUGGUUGCUCUUGCCUGCCCCUGCUCUCUUCAGAUAAAGCAUAGUACCACGA
Molecule: messenger RNA, 966 nt
Organism: Chara braunii
Lineage: Eukaryota; Viridiplantae; Streptophyta; Charophyceae; Charales; Characeae
Source: the annotation of a GenBank genome assembly